This is a messenger RNA of Acytostelium subglobosum LB1, 4575 nucleotides long. RefSeq lists its product as hypothetical. Gene Ontology annotation, biological process: glycogen catabolic process. Gene Ontology annotation, molecular function: 4-alpha-glucanotransferase activity; amylo-alpha-1,6-glucosidase activity. The record is from RefSeq and is a predicted model, not a curated record. The transcript has 2 exons. NCBI's taxonomy places the organism in Eukaryota, Evosea, Eumycetozoa, Acytosteliales, Acytosteliaceae. Bases 1 to 4575 code for a protein of 1524 amino acids.
AUGAUAAAGGACAGCGGACGCACGGGUGUCGUGCAUAAACACGACCCCAACAAGACGUUCAGCAUAACGAUGACAGGCAAUGGCUCCGAGCCUCCCUUUUCAAACAAGGGCCUGGUGUUGCCACACUUUGGUCGUCUGAGAAUAAUCAUUCCAUGCGGCCUCGACGUUGCCAACGCCCAGCCACAGCUCUACACCAACUACCCGACGACACAGGCAUCGGCCUUUGUCCGUGACAGGUUCGACGUGGUGGAGCGCGCCUCCAAGGAGUACAACGGACGCUGCGACAUCUACUUUGAGCUGCACAUCCUCCGAUACGGCUGCUUCGACUACUACCUCGAGUGGACCGACCCCGUCAAGAAGGUUGUGAAGCGCGGCACCAUCGCCUCGUUCCAACUCUAUCCCGAGCUGGCAAUCAAUGGCCGCACAGUGCCAAACGACAGCAUCGUGCUACAGACCGUGCUGACUAAGUGUCUCGGCCCUCUAUCUAACUGGGAGACACACAUCGCCGCUGCUUCCAACACUGGCUACAACAUGAUACACUUCACGCCCGUGCAGGAGGUCGGUGUUUCGGGCUCAUGCUACUCAAUCUACGACCAGCUCGCACUGGCCAGCUCGUUGUUCGAGCCUGGCAAGGCACCAGCCAACGAGGAAGCUCGCAUGGCUGCACUCGAUCAGGUGAUCAAGCUGGCCGAGUCCAAGUAUGGAGUGCUGAGCAUGAUCGACCUCGUCUGGAAUCACACGGCAAACAACGCAGCCUGGCUCAGACAACAUCCCGAGGCGUCAUACAACAUCGACAACUCACCACAUCUCAAGCCGGCCAUCGUACUGGAUGACGCACUCGUCCAGUACUCUAAGCACAUCGAGGGCACAGUGGUGAGCGAAGUGGGACUGGACACACUCAUGCUGCGACUCACAGAGAACUGCAUUAGUCCUCUCAAGCUUUGGGAGUAUUACGUGUUGGACGUGCAGCGUGAGAUCGACGUGUUCAAGAAGCACUUCCCAACCGAGCCCGAGCAGACAACCGAAGCGAUGUCUCCCGCCGCACAGCUUUUGAUCUCCCCCAAGAGCGCCAACGCCGACCUCGUCAACCAGAUCCAGAAGAAGGGCCUAGUGCGCGACGCCAGCUACGAGCGCUACUCGCUGGCCAUCGACACGGACUUCACCUUCAAGAUGCUCAGCACCAACCCCACGUUCAAGCUCUACACAUACGAGGAGAAGAAGCAAAAGUAUGAGGACCUGCUGCGUCUGAUCAAUCUGAACCUGUACCGCGACUAUGACGCCGAUCACGACGCCAUUAUCAACAACAUUCGCGAGAGGCUCAAGUACGAACGACUGGCUGAUCACGGCCCCAAGCUGGGCCCCGUCACCGCCGACCGUCCACUACUCUCCAGUUACUUCACACGUAUUGAGGUCGCGGGCAAUGGCGGUGCGACUCGCACACUCCACUUGGCCAACAAUGGAUGGAUCUACAACCACAACCCGGUGAUCGACUUUGCCAGCAAGCAGUCGCGCGCCUACAUGAGGCGAGAUGUCAUUGUCUGGGGCGACUGUGUCAAGCUCAGAUAUGGCCAGUCACCACUGGACAACCCUUGGCUGUGGGAUCACAUGAGGACGUACACUGAGAGGAUGGCCACACACUUCCACGCGAUCAGAAUCGACAACUGCCACAGCACACCAAUCCACGUCGCCCAAUACCUGCUGGACGCGGCCAGGACUGUGCGCCCAACAAUCUACGUCACUUGUGAGCUGUUCACAGGCUCAGAAGAAGCCGAUGGCGAGUUUGUCAAGCGACUCGGUAUCAACUCAUUGAUCCGUGAGGCUAUGGUGUGCCACGACAGCUGGGAGCUCGGCCGUGUGUGCCAUCGCUAUGGAGGCAAUGCUGUUGCCUCUUUCGUCGUGCCACCCUCGGAGGACACUCAUCUCUACACCGCCACGCCACAGUCAUAUGGUAUCAAGCCAUUGAAACCUGUGUUGCCGCCCGCUCUAUUCAUGGACUGCACACACGACAAUCAGACUCCAAAUCAAAAGAGGACGAUCGAGGAUACGCUGCCAAACUCGGCUGUCGUCUCCAUGACUGUGAGCGCCAUUGGAAGCACACGUGGCUACGAUGAGAUCUUCCCUGAGACUGUCGACCUCGUCAAUGAGAAGCGACAAUACACCAAGCAGAGCGAUUUCAACCGCGGACUGCUGCCCAUCAAGAAGCUGCUCAACAAUCUGCACGUGGAGCUUGCCGACCACAAGUACUCCGAGGUGCACAUCCACCAGGAGCACAACGUCAUCAUGGUGCAGAGGUUCUCUCCCUCGCUCAACAAGUCCGUCUUCCUCAUUGCCCACACAGCAUUCGCCGAGCCCGCGGUGGUCGAUGGCCAGGCCGAGGAGCUCAAGCUGCCCGACGUGCUCCAGAUCCCGUGCAAGAUCACCGAGUUCGUUGUUGGCGCUCGCAUCACCAGACAUGAAGGCUGGCACAGAAACGACAACUACCUCACUGGAGUCGACAUCGAUGUUGAGGCACAUUAUGGCGAUCGCGUAUUCGAGAAGUACUGCUACAUCGAGUCGGACUACAGUCUCGAAAGGAACCUCCAACUCAAACUUAAGGACUUCCCUCCAGGUGCAAUCUUGAUAUUCCGCGCAGAGGUACCACAAGAGUGCAGGAGUGCAAUGGAUCAGCUCACAAACAUACUGUCGGAUAUCACUUCGUUGGAGGCUUCACUCAAGCCCUACACACUGCUCGACAUGAACUUUGCCUUGUUCAGACACUCGGAAGAAGAGAAGGUGACGGAUGGCAGCCACGGCUACUCUAUCCCCAACUAUGGCACACUCCAAUUCUGUGGCAUCCAAGGCUUUGCAACGAUUCUCAAUCGUGUACUCGAGUGGAACGAUCUUAGCCACCCACUGUGCAACAACCUGCGCGAUGGCAAUUGGGCGAUGGACUUCAUCGUGUCACGUCUCAAGACCCGCGAGCAGUUCAGCCCACUGUGCGAGUGGCUCAACAGUUGUUUCUGGUUGGUCAAGCAGCUGCCCCGCCACUUCAUUCCCAAGUACUUUGGACAGGUCGUGCUUACAGCCUAUCGCUGCCUCGUCGACCACACCAUCUCCUUAAUGUCUCCAUUUGUCCAGAACGGUAACUGGUUCGUCCACGCACUGGCCUUGGCAUCGUUGCAGUUCUACGGCGUGUGCACACCACUGAUCAAGAACCCCAAGGUGCUGGAGGGCUACCCACACCAAGACGCCUCCCUUGCCGCUGGCUUCCCCCACUUCUGCUCUGGUUACAUGCGCAGCUGGGGCCGAGACACAUUCAUUGCCAUCAGGGGUCUCAUGCUCACAACCGGUCGCCUCCAAGAGGCCAAGCAACUCAUUGUUGGCUAUGGCUCAAGUCUUCAGUUUGGACUGAUUCCCAACUUGUUGGAUAGUGGCACGCGUCCCCGCUACAACGCCCGUGACAGCACAUGGUGGUACUUGAGGAGUCUACAGGAUCUUGCCGAGCUGCUCACCAGUGAUGAAGAGCGCAGGGACUUCCUAAACACAAGGGUGACGAGGCUCUUCCCUGUGUCGCCUGAUCAACCUACGACAUCUAUCGAGGACAUCAUUCAGGAGAUCGUCCAGAGCCAUGCAAAGGGCAUCAACUUCCGUGAGCCAUUUGCUGGAAGGGACAUUGAUGAUAAGAUGAAGGACGAGGGCUUCAACAUUAACAUCAGUGUUAACAAGGAGAAUGGAUUCAUCUAUGGUGGCAACAAAUCAAACUGUGGCACAUGGAUGGACAAGAUGGGCGAGUCUGGCAAGGCUGGCAACUACGGCGACCCCGCCACUCCCAGAGACGGUGCACCUGUCGAGAUCACCGCCAUGGUCUUCUCCACGGUCAAGUGGCUGGCAGUACUCAAUCAACGUGGCCUCUACAAGUACUCUGGCGUCAAGCUUGGCGACUCUCAGGAGGAGCUGUCCUACAAGAACUGGCAACAGCUCAUUCAGGACAACUUUGAGAAGUUCUACUACAUCCCUGGCUCGUCCGAGGACAAGAAGUUCAAGGUCAACUCCUCAUACAUCAGACGCAGAUAUAUCUACAAGGACACGGUCGGCAGCAGCGCUCAGUACACCGACUAUCAGUUCCGUCCUAACUUCCUCGUGUCGAUGACGUUUGCACCAGAGCUGUUCUCUAGGGAGCAUGCAGUCAAGACACUGGAGCUGACCAAGACCUUCCUUUUGGGACCCCUCGGUGUCAAGACUCUUGAUCCAAACGACACCGACUACCACCCCAACUACGACAACUCUCUGGACACUGAGUACAGACCAACAGCGCGUGGUUUCAACUAUCACAAUGGGCCAGAGUGGCUGUGGCUCUAUGGAUUCUACUUGGACAGUGCCCACAAGUUCCUCAACUACUCGGCUUCGACCACAUCACACAUUGUCGAGAACCUACUGCUUAAGCACAAGUCGUACAUCCUCCAAUCAUCGUACGCUGCAUUGCCAGAGCUCACCAACCGUGAUGGCAACUUCUGUAAGGACAGUUGCGACUCGCAGGCCUGGUCCAUUGGCACACUCCUAUCUGCACUCUACAACAUUGUAAACAACAAGAAAUAG